AUGCGCGCCCGCCAGCGGCGGCCGGAAGUCACGGCACCGGCCCAGGAGGCCACGCGCGGCGAGCGCGGAGGGGCGGGGCCGGGCCGCAUUUCCCAGGCGCCUCCGCGCGCUGGGGCCCGUGGGCGCGGGAAGGCCCGUGGGAAGCCGGCCGCCGGGUGCGGUGCCCCGCGACAAACAAAAAUUUGGAGCAAGAGGACGGGGACAAGGAAGUGGAGAGGAACCGUCAUUGACUCGCUGGAAGGAGAAAAGGAAAUGAAGCUGGCAGUCACUUCCAGCCCCGGAGAGUGCGUGGGUUUCUCAGCUGAGCAAUGACAUUGCCAGUGUCCUCACUGGAUGCAGGACGUGACCUUGUUAUUCAUUGGCAAAUCAUCCUACAUAGGGGUUGAACAAUCGAAAGCAUUUCUGGACAUUUUUCAUCAAAAUAGAUUUCAAAAUCCCAUGGAACUGGAGAGUGAUUGGUCUGUCCGGAAAGGGUUACUAGAAUGUGAAGGUAAGAAGAGGAUGAAGAGGAGCGAGGACACCCUGGGAGAAGAUGACCUGGUACCCAGCAAGAAAUGCCGGGCCCAGCCCUGGAAGUAUGCAGGAAGCAACGGGGAGCGACCCGUGCGCUUAGACGACGACGAAGGAAAAGAAAGAAACUCGGAGGACGCUGGGCCUUCAGCCGGGACCAGCCCCACCCCAGGGCCUGACCUGCGCGUGGCGGCGCCUCCAACCCAGACGCCCUCCGACAGAACAAGUCUGGGGUCUCCACCGGAGUCGGACGGGGACAACCCGGGGUGGCAGGAAGCCCAGGCCGCCCGCGACAAGGUGGCCGAGCCGAGGUGGGCGUGGCGUGGCCUCCCCAACCUGGGGAACACCUGCUACAUGAACGCCGUGCUGCAGGCGCUGCUGGCCAUCCCGUCCUUCGUCGAGGGCUUGCUCCUGCAGGGCGUCUCCUGGGGGACAGCGCCCUCGGGGGCUCUCCUCACGCCCCUGAGCUGGCUGCUGGUUUUGAAAGAUUUCUGCAAGGUGGAGACCAAGCAGGGGCUGCUCCUGAGCCUCAAAAGGGCCAUCUCGGCGUAUGCGGAGCCCUUUCAGGGGAGCCAGCAGAACGACGCGCAUGAAUUUCUAGGCCAGUGUUUACAGCAGCUCAAAGGCGAGUUUGAGGAUCUAAAGGCCACCUGCAGCGCUAGCGGGGAGGCUGGGGGGGACCCAGCCCCUGAGCUGUGCGCCGGCAGCCCUGCCACCCAAGCAUCCCACUGCCCUGUUAGUGCGAAUUUUGAGUUUGAGAUGCAGAUCUCCAUCACGUGCCAAGCGUGUGGCUGGGUGGUCCUCAAGACAGAGCCCAGCAACCACCUGUCCCUGGACCUGCACCGCGGGACCGAACCGCCGCCUCUGUCCGUGCAGACCGCGCUGGACCUCUGCUUUGCGGCCGAGGAGCUGCAGUCCAGGUGUGAGCGGUGCCGGCACAGGCUGCCCCGGGUGCUCAUUGUCCACCUCAAACGCUACAGCUUCGACGACGCCUGGCUGCCGGUGAAGAAUGACCAGCGGGUCCUCGUCCCGUCCUUGGUUCUGUCGUCUCAGUGCAGCGCAGACACCAAGCCGCCCCUCCCCGUGGUCAGAAGGGCGCCUGCGGGGGACGCCAACGACCUGCAGGCCGUCUCUCAAGAGUCGCUUUCUGCGGUCACCAGCCUGUCCUCGCCAUCCGAGACGCAGAGCUCCGCAUCCCGUGGGCCCCGAGGAGUCCAGAGCACACGUGGAGGAGCAGGCAGGACCCAGCGGCAGGGAGGCCUGGAGUCCCAGCAGACCGACCCCGGACGCAGGGCGCCUGAGCGGGGACAGGCCACCGCAGACUCCGCGGCGGCCGAGGAAGGCCGCCCCCUGCCUCAUGAGGACAGAGGGGAGCCAGUCAGCACCCCCCGCUCAGUGCUUGCAGAGGUGCCUGGGAACGCAGAACCUCAGAACAGUGAGAAAACCAACUCCGGGGGCGUCCAGGGAUGUCCAGAGAAGGACACGAGUGGACCCACAGAAGCCAGACCUCCGGAAGCCGACCAGGACGACUGUGGUGCGUCGGGUUCUGACAGGGGUCCUGAACACCAGGACCCUAUCCCCGAGGCCCGGGCACCAGACGCUGAGGGGUCGGGAGGUCCUCCUCCGGCUUACAGGCUGGUCAGCGUGGUCAGCCAUGUCGGGAGCUCCCACGACUCGGGCCACUACAUCAGCGACGUGUUCGACUUUCAACAGCAGGCGUGGUUCCUGCACAAUGACCUGAAGGUGUCGCAGAUCCCAGAGGCCCUGGUGUGGGAGGCCAGGAAGCGCACGGGGUACCUACUGUUUUACAUGCACAAUGAGAUUUUUGAGGCAUCCUUGGAAAUGACAGCGGGUUCCCAGAAACUUAGCGACUCAGAGGAGACCCCUUGGGACAACUUGUGA
This is a messenger RNA of Marmota monax (woodchuck), 2412 nucleotides long. RefSeq names its product ubiquitin carboxyl-terminal hydrolase 29-like. Gene Ontology annotation, molecular function: cysteine-type endopeptidase activity; cysteine-type deubiquitinase activity. Gene Ontology annotation, cellular component: cytosol; nucleus. The record is from RefSeq and is a predicted model, not a curated record. Gene Ontology annotation, biological process: protein deubiquitination; G1/S transition of mitotic cell cycle. Lineage: Eukaryota; Metazoa; Chordata; Mammalia; Rodentia; Sciuridae.